Messenger RNA from Saccostrea cuccullata (small rock oyster), 972 nucleotides. RefSeq lists its product as uncharacterized. Gene Ontology annotation, molecular function: magnesium ion binding; manganese ion binding; coenzyme A diphosphatase activity. Gene Ontology annotation, biological process: nucleoside diphosphate metabolic process; coenzyme A catabolic process. Bases 146 to 880 code for a protein of 244 amino acids. The transcript has 3 exons. The record is from RefSeq and is a predicted model, not a curated record. Lineage: Eukaryota; Metazoa; Mollusca; Bivalvia; Ostreida; Ostreidae.
UAUCCACCGAAGAUAUCAAAACAGGUAAAUGCGCACUCGUCAGAUACAUGUUAAUUAGUAUGGUACUUUGAUCUGUGAACAAACAGAAGCUCGAAUUAAGGCUGAACAAAAUGUUUAUUUCGCCAACAUCCACACGCUGAAUAGGAUGACGACUCCAAACUCAAGUGAACUAGGCUUGGUUUCAACAGUCGAAGAAAUAAGUGAACGAUUGAAGAAGUUUGACGUUCGACACUAUAACGCUGAAUACACUAUUCCAGAAGGCUUUGUUUCAGCAAGUGUCCUGGUACCAUUGUUUAUCAAAGACGGACAAGUCUACGUUCUCCUUACUUUGCGGGCUAAACAUUUGCGGUCUCAUGCUGGAUUAGUCGCUUUUCCAGGAGGUCAUGUGGAUGAAACUGACCAAUCGGUUGUAGAGACCGCGUUACGAGAAUCGGAAGAAGAAAUUGGGCUACCUGCCAAGAAUGUGGACGUUCUAACAGUACUUCCCCCUUGUUUUGUCCGACCAAAUAAAUUCGUGAGCUUAGUGGUUGGCAUCAUUCCAGCAAAUUUUGAACCAGUUUUGAACGAAGCAGAAGUUUCUAAGGCUUUCAGUCUACCAUUAAAGAGAUUUUUGAAAGAAGACGUGAAAAAAGAGUUUCCGUUAAAUGGAAUUGUUCAUUGGCUGUUCUUUUUUCACGAUAUAGUCGAUGGCGAAAAAAUUGAAACUUGGGGCUUCACGGGCAUGUAUUGUAUGCUAAUAGCGUUAGCCCUGACUUCUUCCGACCUAACAAUAGAAGUAUCAAAAGGAAUCGUUGUCAAUAAGGACUCAGUAUUUCAGGAAAAGCGUACUUAUGCGGAUUUUUUAAGAUGGACUUCUGCUCUUCGUAAUUCAAAACUGUGAUGUUUGCAUUAAUGAAUUUGACUAUGAAUGCUGUACAGUCUGUUUUAUUUGGAUCUGUUAACAAAGUUUUAUAACUUAUGUAAUAACUUACU